Messenger RNA from Sesamum indicum (sesame), 1678 nucleotides. RefSeq names its product ubiquitin receptor RAD23d. Gene Ontology annotation, cellular component: nucleoplasm; cytosol. NCBI's taxonomy places the organism in Eukaryota, Viridiplantae, Streptophyta, Magnoliopsida, Lamiales, Pedaliaceae. Gene Ontology annotation, molecular function: polyubiquitin modification-dependent protein binding; proteasome binding; damaged DNA binding. The record is from RefSeq and is a predicted model, not a curated record. Gene Ontology annotation, biological process: proteasome-mediated ubiquitin-dependent protein catabolic process; nucleotide-excision repair.
AAAAAAAAUUAAAUAAUUCUUUACUUGCACCGCCGGGUUCUCUGUCCUCUUCGUCUCAAUACUCUCUCUCUCUCUCUCCCCGAUCCGAUUUUGCGACGCUGAUAAAGAUAAAAUUGUUCGUGGAAAUAAGAAAUUCAUAAGGAUGAAGAUUUUCGUGAAGACUCUCAAGGGCACCCACUUCGAAAUCGAAGUGAAGCCCGAGGAUACGGUUGCGGAUGUGAAGAAAACCAUAGAAAGUACACAGGGAGCAGAUAUUUAUCCUGCCACGCAACAGAUGCUUAUCCAUCAGGGAAAAGUUCUUAAAGAUGGAACGACACUGGAAGAAAAUAAAGUUGCUGAGAGUAGUUUUGUUGUUGUUAUGCUGACCAAGAACAAGGGAUCAGCAGGUGAAGGCUCAACAAUGUCGAGUGCACCCACUGUGAAGGCACCACAGACAAGUACUGCUCCCACUCCAACUCCAGCAUCUACAACUCCGCAAACUCCUGCAGCGACGGCUGCACCUGCUCCCGCUCCAGCUCCCGCUCCCGCUCCCGCUCCCGCUCCCGCUCCCGCUCCCGCUCCCGCUCCCGCUCCCUCUCCCUCUCCUAUUCCAGCUGCCAAUAAUACGUCGGAUGUGUAUGGCCAAGCUGCAUCUAAUCUAGUUGCUGGAAACAACCUUGAGGGAGCAGUCCAGCAGAUUCUUGAUAUGGGUGGGGGAACUUGGGAUAGAGACACAGUUGUUCGAGCCCUUCGUGCUGCUUACAACAAUCCAGAGAGAGCAGUUGAAUAUUUGUACUCUGGGAUCCCUGAGUCAGCAGAAGCUCCACCAACAUCUGCAAGUGUGCCCAGCAGGCAGGCUGCUAACGUGCCAGCUCAGCCUCAGCAAGCAGCUCAACCAGCAGCAGUACCUUCAGCUGGCCCAAAUGCAAAUCCACUGGAUCUUUUUCCACAGGGCUUUCCAAGUGUGGGCUCAAAUGCUGGUGGUGCAAAUACCUUGGAUUUUCUACGUAACAGCCCACAGUUCCAAGCACUGAGAGCAAUGGUACAGGCCAAUCCACAGAUCUUGCAGCCCAUGCUUCAGGAACUAGGAAAGCAAAAUCCUCAAUUAGUUAGACUGAUACAAGAACACCAGGCUGAUUUUCUUCGUCUCAUUAAUGAGCCUGUUGAAGGCGGAGCAGGGAACAUACUGGAGCAGCUUGCUGGAGCAAUGCCACAGGCUAUACAAGUUACACCUGAGGAACGUGAAGCCAUAGAAAGGCUUGAAGCUAUGGGAUUUGAUCGAGCGCUAGUACUGGAAGUGUUCUUUGCCUGCAACAAGAACGAGGAGCUUGCUGCAAACUACCUUUUAGAUCACAUCCACGAGUUUGAAGAAUGAUGACAGGAAUCAAGUUGGACAUGUUUCAUCUUUUCCAGCCGUAAUUUGCCCUCUUUCGUUACUUCCCAUCUUAUUUCUUUUUAGCUCUUAACCACCUUGUACGCAUACAGUGAACCUUUUCUGCCAUCUUUCCAGGAUUCGUACGAUGAAGAGGAUCAUCGUGUUAAGAAAACUGUAAUUACCUUGUCAUGUCUAUAUUUGUGUCUCUGGUGCUCGUAUACAAUUUCUUUCCAAGGUCCUGUACAUGAGCUUCCCUUAAUCUCUGUGAUUGCACCAUGGGAAUCUUUUCAUUCCAAAUAAUCAGCGAUCAAUUUGCUUUCGUUU